This is a messenger RNA of Pseudopodoces humilis (Tibetan ground-tit), 1804 nucleotides long. RefSeq names its product ATPase H+ transporting V1 subunit C1 (gene ATP6V1C1). Gene Ontology annotation, cellular component: lysosomal membrane; vacuolar proton-transporting V-type ATPase, V1 domain. Gene Ontology annotation, molecular function: proton-transporting ATPase activity, rotational mechanism. NCBI's taxonomy places the organism in Eukaryota, Metazoa, Chordata, Aves, Passeriformes, Paridae. The record is from RefSeq and is a predicted model, not a curated record. Gene Ontology annotation, biological process: proton transmembrane transport.
GGCGCUGCGGCGGCGUCAGCUGACCGCGGGUCACGUGACCCACCGGCGGGUGAGCGGCGGCGGCGGCGGCGCCGGGGAUGGAGCAGUGACGCAUCUUGCCUUUUUCCUCAGAAUCAGCAAACAUCAAGAUAAAGGCACAAAAAUGACAGAGUUUUGGCUGAUUUCUGCUCCUGGGGAAAAAACCUGUCAACAGACAUGGGAGAAGCUACAUGCAGCAACUACAAAACAUAACAAUCUUUCUACUAAUUCAAAGUUCAAUAUUCCGGACUUGAAGGUUGGCACACUGGAUGUUUUGGUUGGUUUGUCAGAUGAGCUGGCUAAACUGGAUGCAUUUGUGGAGAGUGUUGUAAAGAAGGUGGCUCAGUAUAUGGCUGAUGUUUUAGAAGACAGUAAAGAUAAAGUUCAGGAGAAUCUUCUGGCUAAUGGAGUUGACUUGGUCACCUAUAUAACAAGGUUCCAAUGGGAUAUGGCCAAAUACCCAAUCAAGCAAUCCUUGAAGAAUAUUUCAGAAAUUAUUGCAAAGGGAGUAAACCAGAUUGACAAUGAUCUAAAAGCAAGAGCCUCGGCAUACAAUAAUCUGAAAGGGAAUCUUCAGAAUUUGGAAAGAAAGAAUGCGGGAAGCUUGCUAACCAGAAGUCUUGCUGAUAUUGUAAAGAAAGAGGACUUUGUACUUGAUUCAGAAUAUUUGGUCACAUUAUUAGUGAUUGUGCCGAAGUUAAAUUACAAUGACUGGGUUAAGCAGUAUGAAACGCUAGCAGAGAUGGUUGUUCCACGUUCCAGCAAUGUACUCUUUGAGGACCAAGACAGCUACCUUUGUAAUGUCACCUUGUUCAGGAAGGCAGUGGAUGACUUCAAGCACAAAGCCAGAGAAUAUAAAUUUAUGGUCCGUGACUUCCAGUACAAUGAAGAAGAGAUGAAAGCCGAUAAAGAAGAAAUGAAUAGACUGUCAACUGACAAGAAGAAACAGUUUGGGCCUCUGGUUCGGUGGCUGAAAGUCAAUUUCAGUGAAGCUUUCAUUGCAUGGAUUCAUGUGAAAGCAUUACGUGUUUUUGUUGAAUCUGUUUUAAGGUAUGGUUUGCCAGUUAACUUCCAGGCAAUGCUGCUUCAGCCUAAUAAGAAAACAAUGAAGAAACUGAGGGAAGUUCUGUAUGACUUAUACAAACAUCUUGACAGCAGUGCAGCAGCUAUCAUUGAUGCAACUAUGGAUAUUCCAGGUUUAAACCUCAGCCAACAGGAGUACUACCCAUAUGUGUACUACAAGAUCGAUUGUAAUUUGCUGGAAUUCAAGUAAAAGUUCCCUAACAUGACAAUCUUCUCGGUGUUGGUGUAAACAAACAGAAGUGAGGUUGAAGUAUAGUAAUACUUUAAACAUUCUACUAAUCAUAUGCUUGCUUCUUAUGUUAGGUGACUUGAACACACCGUGGUCCAUCUCUAGACAUUUUCUUUUUAAAGAACAGUGUAGGUAACCAGCUUUUAAUCGACUAUGUCUGUAAAUGUAUAUUGAGAGAAUUUAAGUAUUUAUAAACAGAGUGAUUUAUUUAAGGAAAAGCUUAUCCCUCUUUCAUAUGGUGGUCUGUGUUAAUUCCAUUUACUGUUGUUUAUAAAAAAACUUGUUUACAGACUAGUGUAAAUGUUCAUGGCCAUUUUGUUCAUUUGAUUUAGUAGAUACAACUGUGUUAACAUUGUUGAACUGUGAUGUAAAGUAUGUAAAAUUGGUAUGAAAUUGUGCUUUCUGAAUGGUUUAAAAUUACAAUUGAUGCACUGUAAACACAGGGAAAAUAAACAUACCUGUGCAAAUGUGUCA